Tachysurus fulvidraco (yellow catfish) is the source of this 1974-nucleotide messenger RNA. Its product is annotated as leukotriene B4 receptor 1-like. The record is from RefSeq and is a predicted model, not a curated record. The transcript has a single exon. NCBI's taxonomy places the organism in Eukaryota, Metazoa, Chordata, Actinopteri, Siluriformes, Bagridae. Gene Ontology annotation, molecular function: G protein-coupled receptor activity. Gene Ontology annotation, biological process: G protein-coupled receptor signaling pathway; immune response. Gene Ontology annotation, cellular component: membrane. The coding region runs from base 447 to 1337 and encodes 296 amino acids.
CUAGUUAUUAUUUUCUUCCAUACUCAGUCUGAAUAUCCUUUCAGUACAUAUAGCACUGCAUUUUUUUUUUUAACCAGUUCAAAUAGUCAAUUUCCCAAACUUUUGAGAAGCUUUGGGGGAAAAGAAGGACCAUCUUUAGAGAUGAUAUGGUGCAUUAUCUCAAGAUGUUCUGGUGUGAAGCAAAACCAGAAAUUGUCCAUUAAGGUCUUGUAAUUUCAUAGCCUCAUUCUUGCUCCUGAUGUUUUUCUUUUAAAGCUUUUCUUGAUGUUUUUUAAAAUGUUCAAAUUGUUCUGUGCUGCUUGAGCUAUAAAAAUGCUUGAGCCAUUUCCGGACUUUUUCAAAAUGACAUGUGAAACCGUAACCUUACUGACCUGACAUAUCUCUCAGACUUCUAUACUUCUGCUUACUUUAGUUCUACAGUUUCCUCCAACCCACAGCACUCAACCAUGCAGCAGCUCAACUCAUCCAACAGCUCGCUCAUCAUUCCUGUCUCUACUGAGAACCUGAUUACCAGUAGUGCGUUGGCAGUUUGCUUCAUACUGGGAGUCCCUGGUAAUAUUGCUGUAAUGGUGCGUCUGUCUGGAUGGCUGAAGAGAGGCAGUUUCACUCCAAGACUGAUGCUAAGCCUGGCCAUAUCAGAUCUACUCACUCUGAUUUCUCUGCCACUUUGGAUUUGGGCUCAUCUGCAUGGCUUUGUGUUUGGCUUGGUCUUGUGUAAGCUUCUCGCUUACAUGAUCUACUUAAGCUUCUACUGCAGCGUACUGUGUGUGGUGUUGAUGAGCAUGCAGCGAUACAUCCAAGUGCUGCAUCCUGAGAAAUGGAAGAAGCUUGGCAGAAAAGGAAAGAGGAUCCUUUUGAGUGGGAUGUGGAUGUUAAGUGCAAUUUUUUCUUGCUAUGCUCUUGUACAGCGCAAUCUAAGCUUGGACAUAAAAGAACGUCUUCAUUGCAGGCUAAGAUAUCAGAAUAAGGCUGAAAGAGUGGCUACUUUAACCUGGCAGAUUAUAAUAUUUGUGGCUUCAUUCACCAUUGUAUCUUAUUUCUACUUUCACCUUCACAGAGGAGUUAAUAACUCAGCUUUCUUCAGCAGUAACUCAUUGACCAAGCUGGUGACCAGAAUUGUGGUGUGUUUUUUUAUUUUUUGGAUCCCGGGUCAAAUCUCCAACAUUGUGAUCAUCAUUGCUGCAUUGACUGGGAAUGACAGUCUGUUAAGAUCUGCAGUAUCUGUAGAUAAUAUUGUUGCAGCUCUGGCUUUUAUUAACAGUUGUGUGAACCCCUUCCUGUAUGCUUUCUCUGCUCGGGCUUUUCAACAGGGAACAGCUGGUACAGAUGAUCCUUAGUUUCUUGGAGAUAUAGAGGUUUGAGAGAGAAUAUUUAUUUGCAACUUUAAUAUUUUUUCAAAUUAAUUUAAUCAAUUUAAAGUGAGUCUGUAUGAUUUUUGAAACUUUAUAUCUACCUAAUACAUUUACACCAAUAGCAUAAUUGCUUGAAACAAAGAAGUUAGUCUUAAAUUACAGUUCUUUUCACUGUUUGUAUUGCGUUAAAAAAACAGCAAAAAGAAAAACAAGCUCAACACCGAUGUAUCCUAAGUCUGUACCCUAGUGAACAAGUGUUAAUGUAUUCAUUGCUGAAGACUUCAAAGUACUUUUGUACAUUGCUCAGGAUAAGUGCAUCUGGCAAAUGUUUUGAAUGUAAAUUUGUAAAGUGACAAAUGUUAAUCAGUCAAAAAUGUGCUUAUCAAUAUUAGCAACAUUCAUUAUAAGAAUAGUUUUGAGUUUGUUAGAUUUUUUGUGUCUCUGCUUUACAUUGCUGAUUUUAUAUAUAGUUUUGGUUGAAACUAAGGGUGCUUUCAUACCUGCCUUGUUUAGUUCGGUUGAAUCGUACCAGAGUUCGAUUGCUCAUUUGGUGUGGUUCAUUUGGGCAGGUGAGAACGCAGCAAUCGAAAAGCGGACCAAACAAGUGUACCGAGACCUCCUU